Messenger RNA from Cetraspora pellucida, 924 nucleotides. Lineage: Eukaryota; Fungi; Glomeromycota; Glomeromycetes; Diversisporales; Gigasporaceae. The record is from the annotation of a GenBank genome assembly.
AUGUCAGUUGAUAACGUUGUAAAGGUUGCAAACAUAUCUUCCCUCGUAACUGAACCGAUACUGAAACAGUUGUUUGAGUUCCUAGGUGAUGUUACAAAAAUAAAAUUAUAUAAUAGUCCUCAUGGUGAUGGCGUACAAGAAUGUACAAUAGAGUUCAAGGAAGCAUAUUCAGCAAUAACAGCUCUCCAUUUAACUGGAGUGGAAUUAGGUGAUCGCACCUUGAUGGUGUCGUCAACGACCGCUCCUUCCGGCAUUCCUUUUAAUAGUUCAUACCAACAACAAAUCAUAUCAUCACAGAUGCUUCCACAAAAUCUCUCACCACCUAGGUCACUCCAAUCCAAAUCAGCUCAAAAACCUUUGAUCACACCAAUCACCGUACCACCGUUCUCUAUAAAUUCUCUUGCGGCAAUAAGAGCGAACCCUGCAAUUUCACCGACAGUUGCACAAUUUGAUCCAGCCAAAGCCGAAGAAAUAUCAAGAACGGUAUACAUUGGUAAUAUCAAUUCCUCGAUAUCGGAACCGGAAUUAACACAAUUCUUUUCGGCCUGUGGUCCAGUUGCCUACGUGAAAAUGGCAGGUGAUCCAGCUCAACCUACAAGGUUUGCGUUCUUAGAGUUUGCUACUUUUGAAGGUGCACAGGCUGCUAUGCAAAUGAAUGGUGUUAUGUUAGGAGAUCGACCUUUAAAGGAAGCACAACUAAGAAUUGCUAAUAGAUUAAAUACCGAUGGGUCUAUACCAGACAAUUCUCCUUCAGCAUCAAUAAAUGAUGUUGAAAUGAUGGACGUUACCUCACCUGCUGCUGAAGCUGUUCUACCUCGUAGUCGUUCUAGGAGGCGUUCGAGGGAUCGUGGAGAUCGUGAUAGAGGUUUGAAUCUUGGCUUGGCUUGUCUUAAUCAGAGGUAUCAGUGCGAUUAUGGUGAAUGA